This is a messenger RNA of Mollisia scopiformis, 631 nucleotides long. RefSeq lists its product as uncharacterized. Bases 94 to 459 code for a protein of 121 amino acids. Lineage: Eukaryota; Fungi; Ascomycota; Leotiomycetes; Helotiales; Mollisiaceae. The transcript has a single exon. The record is from RefSeq and is a predicted model, not a curated record.
UGAAGAAUGGGCACCUCAGUGGUCGAGGAGAAGUGACUGCUCACACCGCCCACGAUUUCUAACCCCUUUGGUCGGUCAUGUGAACAAACUCUCAUGCGAGUAGCCGCUCUAGUCAUGCCUCUGCUGCAGCUCUCUGCAUUGUUCCCGCAAGAGCGGCGCGGAACGAGGGACCAGGGAGAGAGUUGGGCCCAGCCAAAGCGAGCGAGCUCACAAAACAGGGCAGAACAAGGGGGCCGUCUCGGCACCACUCCUGGACCUCCACGAAGUGGACGCAGAAUCACAACCAAAAUUUAUUAUUAUUAUCAUCCUUCUUCUUAUGAUCCCUCGCACCACACCCUCCAUCUCGCAGCAGGACCGGCCAGGUCAGGUCAGGUCAGCAAGACCUCGAAACGGCGACCGGUGGCUAAACAGCGCCCCCCCGCUCUACUGGAAUCGCGCCCCCGGCGUGCAUGCCAAUAAUCCACACUGCUCGCCAUGCAGCCCCCUGUCCUGCACGCCUAUCCGACCGCUUCCCAUCUUUCGACGUGCAUCGCCCGCCGCUCCACAAUGGUAUUAGCCUCUACCAGCACCCAUUCAGCUGGACACCAUUGCCAAGGGAUGUGCAGGGCUGAUCCCCGUCACCUGGUGGGCU